Messenger RNA from Fragaria vesca subsp. vesca, 1064 nucleotides. RefSeq names its product amino-acid permease BAT1-like. Gene Ontology annotation, molecular function: gamma-aminobutyric acid transmembrane transporter activity; L-alanine transmembrane transporter activity; L-glutamate transmembrane transporter activity. Gene Ontology annotation, cellular component: membrane. The record is from RefSeq and is a predicted model, not a curated record. The transcript has 2 exons. Lineage: Eukaryota; Viridiplantae; Streptophyta; Magnoliopsida; Rosales; Rosaceae. Gene Ontology annotation, biological process: transmembrane transport; gamma-aminobutyric acid transport. The coding region runs from base 1 to 387 and encodes 128 amino acids.
AUGGAAGAGGAAGAAGGCCCUUCUUAUCAUCACCCUCUUCUUCAAGACAGAGACGCCAUUUCUUCCGAUGAUUCGCGCUUGAAACAGCUCGGUUACAAGCAAGAACUCAGCCGCAAUCUCUCGGCAAUAGCAAAUUUCUCAGUGACUUUCUCCAUCGUCUCAGUCCUCACUGGUCUAAGCACGACGUUUGGUAUUGGCCUGACAUAUGGUGGGACGAUUACGAUGGUGUACGGGUGGCCGGUGGUGGGGAUGUUGACGCUGGUGGUGGGACUAUCGAUGGCGGAGAUUUGCUCGGCGUACCCGACUUCCGGUGGACUAUACUUCUGGAGCGCCAAACUUUGUGGCAAUCGUUGGGGACCUUUGGCUUCUUGGCUCACUGGCUGGUAAGCUUUUUUAUUUUCUGAUUUGAUAUUUUUUUUCAUUCAUUUUAGCUUAUGUUGUUGAAGACAUGCCACGGUGACAUUUUGUGUUCAACACAGCAGUCAAGGAUAGCAUUUUGUUGAUUUCUCAAUAACCUCACCCAUAAGGCCCAAGACCAAAUCCUUAAAACGGUUUUUUGUUUUGAAGGUCAUUGGGCUUCAUGAUUCAAUGACGCGGCCCCAAAAAUAGAAUUCAUUAGUUGUCCAUACUUAGUCUAAUCAAGUCGCUCACUUUCGGUUUAAAAAUAAGCUUACUGUUAGGCUGGGAGGCUCACUGUGAUGGUUACUUGCUUAGAUUGUUUCCGUUUAGGUUCAUUUUGAUAAUGUUGAUUAGAUCAGAUUUGGGCUUAGCACCAACAUUGAAAUUUUAGGAUAGUUUAUAAUCCAUUAAUCCAAUCCCGAAUUGAGCAAAAAAUGUACUACGAAGCUUUAGCUGGAUGGGUACUAUGCUAGGCUUGGCUUUGACACUUAUCUGGGCCAGCCAGCCAGUCCAUAAGUUAAUGAGAUCCAACGUGCUAAGCAUCAAUGUGGACUAUGACUCGAAGACAUUGCUUGGUGCGCGAAAAGAAAAGUUAUUGUUUUGAUGCUUACUUUUCAGUUUUCACGAACCAAAUGAGAUCUAAGGGGGUGCCUCAACAUUUACAU